AUGAACGGAAAACUUCUGGCCGCCGUCCUCACCGUCCUGUGCUCUGCCUUUGCAGACAGAGCUGCUGCAUUCCUGCAGGGAUCAGGGCUGGAAGCCUUGGUGGACUGGGAGGUCUUGGUGGCAUUGGAGGCUAUCGUGUCCUCGGAGGUUACAGCGGUCUCGGAGGCCUGGGAAGCCUUGGUGGCCUGGGAGGUCUUGGUGGCUUUGGAGGCUAUCGUGUCCUCGGAGGUUACAGCGGUCUCGGAGGUCUAUCAGGUUACGGAGGUCUUUCUGGUCUCAGCGGCCCUGUCCGGUCUAGGAGGCCUGUCCGGUCUCUAUGGAGGAAGCUACGGGGGUCUUUCUGGACUUUAUGGAAGCUCCCUCGCUCUGUCAGGACUCAGUGGAGGCCUCGGAGGACUCGGGGGCCUGUACGGACUUGGUGGCUAUGGCGGCUAUUCCGGUCUUAGUGGACUCUCAGGGUUGUACGGAGGCUACUCAGGCCUUGGAGGCCUCUCCGGUCUCACUGGGGGUUAUGGAGGUUACUCCGGACUUCUCAAUGGCGGUUACUUGGGUGGGUCCACAAGAGUUUUCGGAGCCUCCAGCCCAUCUCUAUAUUCAUAUGGUACCCAAUUCGGUUCAGUAGGCUACCCAGGUUCAUUGGGAGGAUUCGGAGUACGUGUUCUGGGAAGCUACCCUGGAGUCUCUGGACUGUACGGUAGUUCUCUCGGUCUAUCAGGACUUGGAGGCCUUUCCGGACUCCUGGGAGGCUACCCUGGCUUUUCAGGUCUUUCGACUUCCUACAGCGGAUACCCAGGCGUUUGGGGUGGACUCAGUGGUCUUGGAGGAUCUCUGGGACUUCUCGGUCGUGGAUGGGGACUCUCCGGCCUGUCUGGUGGUUACCCAGGUCUCCUGAGUGGUGGUUACUUGAGCGGCUCCUCAGGGCUUCUCGGACUCUCUAGCCCAUCUGUCUACUCAUAUGGCGGCUCCCUCGGCUCGCUAGGCUAUCCAGGUUUCCUGGGAGGUCUCUCCGGAGGAUUUAGAGGACUGCGAGUCCUAGGAGGCUAUCCCGGAGUCUCGAGUGUGUACGGCAACUCUCUUGGUCUGUCAGGACUUUACAGUGGCUACUCAGGACUUGGAGGCCUAUCAGGACUUUUGGGAGGCUACUCUGGCUUGUCAGGUCUGUCUUCCUACAGUGGAUACCCAGGAGUUUUGGGUGGACUACUCGGUGGUUAUCCCGGAUACUCCGGAUUGCUUGGAGGCUCCACGGGUCUGAGCGGUCUCUCAGGACUGUACGGAGGAUACACAGGACUCUCAGGCCUGUCCGGACUUCUUGGUGGUUAUUCUGGCCUUUCCAGCGUGUACGGAAGUUACCCACGUUCCUUCGGCCUCUCUGGCUUGUAUGGUAGCGGGCUUGGCAGCUCAUAUGGAUAUGGCCCAUUCGGAGGCUUCGGAACAUACGGCAGCUCUUAUGGAUACCCUGGCUUCUACGGUAGCAGAUGGGGAGGACUCGGUGGCUCCGGAUUUGGCGGCCUUGGUGGAUUCGGCGGCCUUGGCGGAUUUGGCGGAUUCGGCAGCCUUGGCGGAUUCGGUUCAUAUGGUUCCCUCUCUGGAGGUCUCAGUGGCCUUGGCUCAGGCUCGGGCGUUGUCUCUGGUUCUGGAUUAGGAGGAUCUGUGACGAGAGUAACUGGAUCAGGUCUUGUCACACCAGCUGGCUUGCCUGCUCUCACCGGGUCUGUUGUUGGCGCGAAGGGAGUCAAGACCGUUGUGGUCUGAAAAGCAAGUUAUUUCCCCUUCUUCAUCAGUAUGUUAUUGGAUAUUAGGGAUUAUGUGCUGGCGCGGCUGUAUUUCAUCCAGAUGUUGCUAGUAGCAAUAUGUAAACCAAGGCCAAUCCUUAAAAAAGCUUCGAAAUGGCUCUCUGAAAAACUGGCAUUACGUUUUUAUGGUUUAAUAUCGCAGUCAAUAUCAAAAACCUUAUUCAAAAUUGCGCCUUCUAAUCAAUUAUGUAUAUUUGCUCAAAAUUGUACUAUGAUCAGUUGCGUAAUAAGUUAGCCGUUUCUUAUUAAGGAAACUCUUGUCAUCGACUCUUAUUCCGGUAGAUUUUUACUUAUUGUUUCCACGUGCGCAUACGUUAAAAAUUCGAUUCUAAUUUUUAUCUUUUCUUACAGAUACGAACUCAAGAAAACCCACCAAUAAUAAUAAAAUAAGGCCUUCGAAAAUGAACGGACACCACAGAAACUGUAGCAAGGCAUCAUUCCGUACGAGCUUGCAAAAUAAACUGUUCCUGAUGC
Messenger RNA from Rhipicephalus sanguineus (brown dog tick), 2267 nucleotides. RefSeq lists its product as uncharacterized. The record is from RefSeq and is a predicted model, not a curated record. The transcript has 5 exons. Lineage: Eukaryota; Metazoa; Arthropoda; Arachnida; Ixodida; Ixodidae. Bases 1 to 1752 code for a protein of 583 amino acids.